Anoplopoma fimbria (sablefish) is the source of this 3275-nucleotide messenger RNA. It is a transcript of the gene cpeb1b, whose product is annotated as cytoplasmic polyadenylation element binding protein 1b. Gene Ontology annotation, cellular component: neuron projection; synapse; nucleus. Gene Ontology annotation, molecular function: translation factor activity, RNA binding; mRNA 3'-UTR binding; ribosome binding. The record is from RefSeq and is a predicted model, not a curated record. The coding region runs from base 110 to 1903 and encodes 597 amino acids. Gene Ontology annotation, biological process: negative regulation of cytoplasmic translation. The transcript has 12 exons. NCBI's taxonomy places the organism in Eukaryota, Metazoa, Chordata, Actinopteri, Perciformes, Anoplopomatidae.
CGUUCCCUAAAUUGAGACUAAUGAGCAGCUCAGCACGUUUAAUAAGAUGACCUCCAGUCGGGCCUGCGGUUAAUCCUGCACAUCCCUCCUGAAGCUGUCAGCACACAGCAUGGCGUUUUCCCUGAGAAACGAUCCCCGCAGGCCAGACAGCCCGGACUCCGAGUCUCCGGCCUUGUCCACCUGCAGCAACGCAGACAUCUUCCGCAGGAUGAACACCAUGCUGGGCAACGCUCUGGAUUUCACCGGUGUGUGCACCACACCAAACAACAACAACACCAUCAAGGGAAAGCCAGACCUGCUGUGUGAGUCGGAGCUGGCUGCGGUGGGCAGCAGGAGGAUGCUCUUCCCCAACUGUGGCGGCGGAGGAGGCGUUGGCGGCGGUGGUGGUGUUGGCGGUGGUGGUGGCAGCGGCAUCAUGCACGGCUCCCAGGAGAUGCCGUCAUCCAGAGGCCCGCCGGGUGUCACAGACCUGGGCCUGGGCCUCCAGUCCCUCCGGCUGUCCGGCUGGGACAGACCCUGGAGCAGCCAGGAGACGGACGCACUCAACUCCCCCUCCCAGGUUCACACCAGCUCCCCCUCCAUGCUGGGUAUUCUGAACAGCCCCUUCAGCAGCCUCCUUGGGAAGCCCCCUGGCUACUUGCCCCCAGAGUCCAUCAGCAUGACAGCUGACUUCCUGGAGAAGUUCCCCAGCAUGGCCCGCAUGGCCAACCGCCUGGACUCCAGCUCCUUCUUGGACUCUCGAUCCAGCAGCCCGGAAGACUCGGAGACCAGCGGCUUCAGCUCUGGUUCAGACCACCUCUGUGACAUGCUGUCGACUUUGAGGAUUUCCCCCCUGCCUUAUCUGGCCUCAAGCAUGCAGAAGGAUCUGCUGCGACUGAGCUCCCGUCUGGACCCCCAGGACUCCAGCUCUUCCAUGACCCCCCCAUCCAGCGCCAGCCCCACCUCGGCCCUCUCCCGCCGCUGGCGUAGCGGCUCCCCGUGGCCCGGUACGGAGAUACUCGACCAGCCGGACGACACGUUCAGCAUUGAGAGGGAGGCUCGUCUGCACAGACAGGCUGCAGCUGUGAACGAGGCCACGUUCACCUGGAGCGGUCAGCUGCCUCCCAGAAACAACAAGGACCCUCUGUACUCCUGCAAGGUCUUUCUUGGUGGCGUUCCCUGGGACAUCACAGAAGCCGGCCUAAUCAACACCUUCAGUGGCUACGGCCCUCUGACUGUGGAGUGGCCCGGUAAGGAUGGAAAGCACCCUCGCUGUCCUCCCAAAGGUAAUGUGGCUAAAGGCUACGUUUAUCUGGUGUUUGAGAACGAGAAGUCUGUGCGGGCGUUGCUCCACGCCUGCUCUCAGGACCCGUUCCACCCCGAGGACAACAGAGAAUACUACUUCAAGAUGUCCAGCCGCAGAAUGAGAUGCAAGGAUGUGCAGGUGAUCCCGUGGGUGAUCUCUGACAGUAACUACGUGCGCUGCCCGGCUCAGCGUUUGGACCCGAGUAAGACGGUGUUUGUCGGCGCGCUGCACGGCAUGCUGAACGCCGAGGCGCUCGCCAGCAUCAUGAACGACCUGUUCGGAGGAGUCAUGUACGCCGGCAUCGACACGGACAAGCACAAGUACCCCAUAGGCUCUGGACGUGUCACUUUUAACAAUCAGCGCAGUUACCUGAAGGCUGUGUGUGCAGCAUUUGUGGAAAUCAAAACCCCCAAGUUUACAAAGAAGGUCCAGAUCGACCCAUACCUGGAAGACUCUAUGUGUCAAGUUUGCCUUCGCCAACCUGGGCCUUUCUUCUGCAGAGACCAGGCCUGCUUCAAGUACUACUGCCGCUCCUGCUGGCACUGGCAGCACUCCAUGGACAUCUUGAGCAACCACCGGCCUCUCAUGCGCAACCAGAAGAACCGGGACUCCAGCUAGAGCAGAUGGAUCCAAACACUCUGAAAGGGCCAGAGAGCUGAAGAACGAGGCUGCCCGCCAAGGAGAGAGCACGUGUGCCGGAUGUCCCUCGGCACGGGGGGGCACAACGGCACUCCACCAGGCACCGGGGGUUGAUAUCACUGUAGAGGAAAAUGUUCACUUUUUGCACUUGCUACAUUUUUGCUGUUGUUCACAUCGGCACUUUGCACAGUGACCUUGUUGAGGUGGGGGGGAAAGACAAGGUGCCCUUCACACUUAUGCAUUUUUUUUUUCCAGACGGAAAGAUGAGAGUCCGCCGACGGUUAGAGAAGUGGAUGUAAAAUACCAUUUCUUUUUCUUUUUCUUUUUUCAUGCGUUGCAUAGUGAAGAGCAAUCACGCAAGUCUCAUUGCCGUUCAUUGGCAAAUGCCAUACAGUGCCUUUAAAUUUUUAUUUUUCUCCCCCCCACUGCUCCCUGCCUCCCAUCUUAACCCCCAGUUGGCAAUUCUAUUUUCUUUUUUUUUGUUUUUCUUUUUUUUUCUGUGCAAGCCAACUGGUGUUUCUUACUUUAGGGAGUUGAAUGUUGGGCUUCAUUUAAACCAGUCGCAUUUCAGACAUUUUUACGCAGUUUUUUACUAAUUUGUACACCAACGGUUUUAAGUCAUGACAUGAAAAAUUUUGAACAAUUCUAUCAGGCGGCUGUUUUUUGGGAAAACCCAUCUUUUAUUUUUUCAAUUUAUCUCAUACGAUUUUUCUGUAGCUUUUUUCUUUUUUAAUUUUUCCCAAAUUUCAACUGAAUGGGCACAAAAUGUUGGAAGUACUACUUUAACUUGCUUUGUUUGUCCAGUUAUAUUAAAUGUAAGUAACAAUAGUACUGGAUACGCCUCAACUGGGCUGUCCGUCGUUUCUCAAGCACCUGAUGGAUCCCGGUGAGACUCGAGUGAAUGAGCAUUUGAUUGUACAAAGUUUGAUUUAUUUUGUUGCACUUUUUAAUUUGCACGUGUGGAGAGGUGGCGGUGGUUUUUAAUCACUUUUGUACAUCAGCAGGGGGACACGCCUUCGUUAGAACAGCUGCUAGUUUCCCGUUGAAUGUAAGAACUUCCACUUAGCUGAUGAUAAAUUUAAUCGAUCCAGAGCUUGAGUAGACCCCAGUAAAUGAUUCCAACGCUUUCUUAAUCCCAUUUUGCCUUCCUGUUCCAGUUGGGACAUAAAUGCAUAAUAAGCUGUGUGCCAAAGACUUGAGUGUCUUUUUACUUUUUCCAUUAAGUUUGUCAUGCUGAGCUUGUUGUCACUUGGCCCAGCUGCUUUUUAGAGUUUUGAAAGUCUACCUCAUUGUGGUCUGCCAAGUUUGCUGCUACUUACAGUUGUGGAGUUUGUUCAGAUUGGGCACAAUA